AUGAUGAGGUUGUCUGCUACUCUUCCGGCCGUUUUGGGCUUCUUCUCUUUGGCUGUAGCAGCCCCAACACCAGAGACUCAAACUCUCGAGGCUCGGUCCUCAGUGAGCGUAAAAAUCGCCUCUGGAACCAUCGUCGGCAGCUCCAUCUUGGGCAUUGAUACCUUUAAUGGUAUACCCUUUGCUGAUCCGCCAGUGGGUAAUCUCAGACUUGCUCCUCCUCAGAAGCUAUCCAAGAACUUGGGAACCUUUUCCACACCGGCACUUCCUCCUGCGUGUCCUCAAAUGUUUCUUUCGACAGGCUCGUCAAACAUAUUGAUCAAGCUGUUGGGAAGCUUCUUAAACUUUCCCUUCUUGCAGCCGAUCACUGGCCAAGAGGACUGUCUGAAUAUCUCUGUUCAGCGACCUGCCGGCACCAAGGCUACAGACAAGCUGCCAGUGGCAUUCUGGAUAUACGGUGGAGGAUUUCAGCUUGGCGCCACAGUCACUUAUGACGGCACCAGUCUUCUCGCUACUGCCAUUGCUCAGAAUCAGCCUAUGAUCUACGUUGCGGUCAAUUACCGCGUUGCAGGUUUCGGUUUCCUUCCAGGAGCUGAAAUCCUCAAGAAUGGCAGUGCAAACUUGGGGCUAUUGGACCAGCGUAUGGGUCUCCAAUGGGUGGCUGAUAAUAUCGCGGCCUUUGGCGGCGAUCCAGACAAGGUCACCAUCUGGGGCGAGUCUGCAGGCGCAAUGUCCGUCUUUGACCAGAUGAUUCUUUACGGCGGCAAUGCUACGUACAAUAGCAAGCCUCUGUUUCGCGGUGCCAUUAUGAAUUCUGGAACUGCCGCACCAGCUGAGCGUAUUGACUCUCCAAAGGCUCAAGCCGUUUACAACAAUGUUGUCAACAAGGCCGGCUGCAGCGGAAAGGCAGAUACAUUGGCAUGCUUGCGCCAACUGCCUUACAGCACGUUUCUCAACGCAGUCAACUCGGUACCAAGCAUCUUCUCCUACAACUCUCUCGGGUUGUCGUACCUACCACGCCCAGAUGGCGUUGUUCUUCAGGAUAGUCCCGAUGUUCUCUUCGAACAAGGCAAAUACCAUCCGGUGCCUAUGAUUAUCGGCGAUCAGGAGGAUGAAGGGACCUUGUUCUCUGUUUUCCAGACCGAUGUAAACGACAGCCCGAGCCUUGUCAACUGGCUUUCCACAUACAUGUUCUCCAAUGCCACAAAGGCCCAGCUAACUCAAUUGGUCAAUACGUACGAUACCGCUAUUUCCAGUGGUAGUCCAUUCCGGACAAGUAUCUUCAACGAAUUCUACCCUGGCUUCAAACGAACGGCUGCGCUCCUCGGCGAUCUCGUUUUCACGCUCACCAGACGCAUGGAACUUGCUACCCACGCAAAACUGAAUCCCAGCGUGCCCACCUGGUCCUACCUCUCAUCUUACGACUACGGCACUCCCUUCCUCGGCACUUUCCAUGCUUCCGACAUCAUCCAGGUGUUUUACGGAGUAUUGCCUAACAAUGCCAUGUCAAGCGCCAGAUCAUACUUUUUCAACUUCAUCUACAACCUUGAUCCAAACGUAGGGACGAAGGGGUACGCCAAGUGGCCCAAAUGGGCGGAUAACCAGCAGCUCAUGUGGUUCCAAUCAGCCGACUCGAACAGUCUGCUGGCGGACAAUUUUCGAAAUGAGAGCUACCAAUGGAUUGUGCAAAACAAGGCGGCUUUGAGGGUGUAA
Trichoderma gamsii is the source of this 1710-nucleotide messenger RNA. Its product is annotated as triacylglycerol lipase. Bases 1 to 1710 code for a protein of 569 amino acids. The record is from RefSeq and is a predicted model, not a curated record. The transcript has 2 exons. Lineage: Eukaryota; Fungi; Ascomycota; Sordariomycetes; Hypocreales; Hypocreaceae.